AUGUCUACACUCAGUGACCAAUUAGCAGUUGAGCAUAUCAGCCCUGGCUGCUAUCGUUCUGUUCUCCCUCCCAUUCGAAUGGGAGAUUGGGCUUCAUUCGCCUUCGGCGGAAAUACACUCAGCGUUGCAGUAAACUCGGCAUAUCAGACAGUUGAACCGUCUCAUCAUCUCUACUCCAUCUGUGGUCAUUUUGUCCACGCCGCAGAUACAGAUCGCCGGCUCAUCUGUGAAGUUGAAAGCCUCAAGAACACCCGGUCGUUCCAGACGCGCCAUAUAAGGGUGUUCCAGGAGAUUAACAAUGGCGUUCGGCAGCUAUGUCUAAUUGCUUCUGCGGACUUUCAUAUUCUAGAGCCCAGAUCCAUGGUGGUUUACUCCACGUCUCCUUGGACACCCAAUGUCCAACCAACUGAGCAUGGACUCUAUAGCCACAUUGAGCGGCUCGUUGAGAUAAAGCCCAUAGCGAUUGCCGCAAACGCAGGAAUGGAAUUUGGCAACCAGGACAGCACUUCAGACCCAUCCUCCCCUUCUUUAAAGAUCUCGGCAGAAAACUUCAAAAUCCGGGGGACCUUGAAUACCGAAGCAGAACGGAUCACAGCUCUCGCUUUUUACAUGGACAAAGGACUGGCUUAUAUCCCCGCUAGUCAUAGCGGAUAUUCACUUAUAAACGCGAGUGCUUGCACGACUUUGGAUUUCUCUCUUCGCUUGUUUACGCAUGAGGUUGAUCUUCGCGAUUGGCAUCUUCUGGAAUCAAGGACUGCCGUUGCAGGAAAUGCUAGAGCCUUCAGUGAAGGGCGCGUGUGGAAUGGGAAGGGCCGAUUAUUGGCGAGUAUGACGCAACAGACGCUUCUUCGUCCAAGGAAGGGGUUUAGUCCUCGGAUUUGA
This is a messenger RNA of Talaromyces stipitatus ATCC 10500, 882 nucleotides long. RefSeq lists its product as uncharacterized. Gene Ontology annotation, molecular function: fatty acyl-CoA hydrolase activity. Bases 1 to 882 code for a protein of 293 amino acids. Lineage: Eukaryota; Fungi; Ascomycota; Eurotiomycetes; Eurotiales; Trichocomaceae. Gene Ontology annotation, biological process: acyl-CoA metabolic process; fatty acid catabolic process. The transcript has 2 exons. Gene Ontology annotation, cellular component: peroxisomal matrix. The record is from RefSeq and is a predicted model, not a curated record.